GUUUACUUUCUUAUAUCUAUAUCGAAUUUACCGCGUUGAUAAGGCCGAUAAAUUAGGAAUUAUUUUAAAAUGACAGAUAUAAAGAAUAUGGUGAUCAAUACAGAUUAGUGAUAAAUGAAAUUAUAUGAAAUGAAAUAAUAUAAUUAUAUUAGUGAUAAAUAAAAUAAUCAAUUUGGAUAUAAUUUGUGUGCAACAAACAUUGAAUGUAGUUUCUUUGUUUAUUACAGAGAAAACUGUUUCAUGUUUAUUCGUUAUUUUAUUUACCAAAUUGAUAACAUUAUAAAACUACAUUCUCGUUUAUGAGAAAAUGGAAAAAUUACAAUUUGAAUUCAAAGUAGUUGCGGCUGAAGGUGGAAAGUCAAACGUGUUGGCCAUAACCUCAAUUAGCACUCAAGAUAACAAGAAAUACUACAUACCUGAGGAAGAAUCAGAUGUUUAUAAGCAUGAAUUGCUUGUAGCAACAUCAAAUUUUGUUAAAAUAAAAAAAAGUUUGAAGAAAAGACAUCAAACACGAAAUAUAUGGAUUACGUUAACAAAAGAAAUGAAAGAUCAGUAUUUUGAUGAAGACGGAAAUUUACAAUUCAAUGAUCAGUAUCUAGAAGAGGUAAAUACAUUAAAUGAAAAUCCAAUGGUUCAAAAUGAUUCAUUAUCUGCAUUAUUAGAAAAAAUUUUUGAAAAUACACAAAAAUCCGAAGAAAAAAAAGUGUCGUCAAUAAUUAAAGAAUUUACUGUAGAAAAAUUCAAUAGUAAAACUACCAACGCUAAUCAGUGGAUAAAUGAGUUUGAGAAAGAAUGUGCAAAAUUCGAAAUUGAACAGGAUCGGAAAAAAAUUGACGCAUUAAAAUUUUUCCUCGACAAACCAUACUUAAAUUGGUAUAGCAAUACGAUGUUAAAAUUACCCACAGAUGCAGAAUGGAAUGACUGGAAAAAGAAUUUUUGUGAAACAUUUGCCAACAAGGGCUGGUCCCCAAUAAGAUUUGCUUUCCACUAUAAAUAUCAAAUAGGAAAUUUGGUGGAUUACGCAAUAAAAAAAGAAAAAUUAUUAUUAGAAGUUAGAAAAGAUAUUGACAUAGGUACAUUAAUUGAUUUAAUAGCCAUUGGCUUACCUAAUUUCAUUGCUGACAAAAUUGAUAGAGAAACUAUUGAAUCUACCGAAGAAUUGUGCAACGAAUUAGGAAAAUUAGAACACUGUGUUUUGAAGAAAACUACAAAUAAAAUACCAAGCACGUAUGAUAAUCAAAAAAAAGUACCGUGCAAAAUAUGCAAAGAUAAUGGAAAGGGGAAUAGAUUCCAUCCAGAAAAUAAAUGUUGGUUCAAUAGAGAUGAACACAAAUUGGAAAACACAUCUUUACUAGACGUGGUUGAAUUUCAAGAAAAAAAAAACUAAUCAGCACACCAUUAAUCUCAAUUAAAAUUAAAUUAAAUAAUACACUGGAAGUUCAGGCAAUUUAUGAUACAGGUUCCACUGUAUCAUUAAUAAACAUAAAAUUACUUAAUCUACAAAUGAUUAAAUCCAGUGUAAAAGACAACGUAUUCUUAAAAUCGAUUAAUGGUGUGAAAGCAACAAGAGGUAUUAUAAAAAUAAAGGUCAAAAUCAUAAAUAUUGAAGAAGAAGUUAUGGUAUGUGUUAUUGAUAAUAAUGAUUUCAAUCAUGAUUUCUUGAUUGGUCUAGACCUUAUAAAAAAAUUUAAUUUAUGUCAAAAUGACAAACUUAAAAUUGAGCAAAAUAGCUCAAAUAAACCUUAUACAAAAACAGAGCCUACAAUUCCCACUACAGAGGGUAAGGGCAAAAUUAGAAAUAAACCUAUACAAUCUAUAGA
Molecule: messenger RNA, 1820 nt
Organism: Chrysoperla carnea
Lineage: Eukaryota; Metazoa; Arthropoda; Insecta; Neuroptera; Chrysopidae
Exons: 2
Coding region: 308-1387 (359 amino acids)
Source: RefSeq, a predicted model, not a curated record